Molecule: messenger RNA, 6408 nt
Organism: Endocarpon pusillum Z07020
Lineage: Eukaryota; Fungi; Ascomycota; Eurotiomycetes; Verrucariales; Verrucariaceae
Exons: 3
Coding region: 1-6408 (2135 amino acids)
Biological process (GO): transcription initiation at RNA polymerase III promoter; 5S class rRNA transcription by RNA polymerase III
Cellular component (GO): transcription factor TFIIIC complex
Molecular function (GO): DNA binding
Source: RefSeq, a predicted model, not a curated record
AUGACGGGGAGCUUGGAUGAGUUGAUACAAUUUUUGCUUGGUGAAAUUGCCCUCAGCGGCCAGCGAGGAAGCAAGCCUGCCGAUAUCCUUGGUUUUGUCAGCCGUUUCUACCAAUCUACCAAUGAAAAUGUAGCACCAAAUGAGCUUGUGCAAGCUCGAAGAUAUGAUAAACCUACUGUUGACCGCGCAUUCCAGGAACAGGUAUGGAGAUGGCUGACCAAACAUCCCGAUGUGCUUGUCGGCAGGGAUGGAAAGGGCAACAAGAUGUCACUUUCUGCAGUGGAAGCUCAGUACCGAAACGUACAAACGCCAGUAACUCUUGAAGCCACAAAAGAUAUAUGCAACUUGAACACCCCUCCAGACCUUAACGUUCAGCAGCAUCACAUUCCGUUAGACACAGUGCGUCCUCAACCAACUAAAGGAAAGGAUGCAUUAAGAGUAUAUGUCACUGAAGAACGUAUGUGGCUUGCGAUAUGUGGUCACCCAAAAGAUCUGACGAAAGUCUUUGAGACCGAGUUUGUCUUGCUCUCUAUCAUAGCUGCUCACCGCGAGCUUGGAAUUCUGCAAGGUGACCUCGUGAAAGAGAGCGGCCAAGACAAGCGGUCUGUUCCCAAGCGUACAGACUCACUCCGAAACAAAGGAUAUAUCGAAAAACGGGCUGUUCAUCUUAAAGGCCUGAAAACCAGCCGACUAGUGCUUCGGAGAUUCGCCUCGAAUGUUGCCCAUAAUUCUGUAACGCCACAGCCAGUAUCUCCUGGUACGCAUAAGAGCGUGCGGGAUGAGUGCCUGGAAACUCGUGCCCUGAUAACAAAUCUUUUCACUAUACUCAAGGAAAAGAACAUCGUCACUCGAGACGAUCUUAAGAGGGAGCUUAACAUGUCGACACGAUGGCAGGCUCGAGCGCUGGGUAAAAUCACUCGCCGACUUGAGGUGAUUGGAUGCCUUCGGAGGGUCAAAGCAGCCUCAGAAGCAUCAAAGAAAGUAGGAUAUUACUUCGAUUGCGUCAAACUCAUCCACGAGCCCUCCGAACAAGACCUGAAGACCUUCGACACCUCUGGCCCAGGUAUCACAGAUGAGCACGCUGUCGAAGAGCCAGAUCUUGAGAAUGAAGAUGACGCUUUUCAGACGAUGGCUGGGCAGAUGCCUGGCAAGCUUGAGGAGGUGGGAAGGAUACUUCCACAAUGGAAUCCAGACAGGCCCCUCUCGAAUUGUCUGCUAAACGUGGUUCAGCAGGCAGGAACUCAGGGCUACACAAACAGAGAUUUGAGGCACCACCUCAUGGGAAUCUUUUUCCGCAGGCCACUCGAAAACCUACUGACGAGAUUGACCGCAACGUGGCUUCAAUCACAGCCAUCACAUCUCCGCCACCUAGCUAUACUUCGAGACACAAUGCUAUCAGGCACCAUUCCUCUCUACGUGCAGUAUUCAUUUCCAAACUUCGAAGCACGCGUUGCCUCUGGGCACGCAUUUUGGGAAGCUGUCAGAGAGCCGACUUCGGACAGCGGGAAGAAGGGAAAGAAAAAAGCCACAUUUAAUACUUCUAUCAACUCUAAUAGCCCCGAGCUUGAUACGUUUGGAUUUCCAGCUAACCACGCGCUCACCUCACAGUUCAAAGGUGCACGCGCAACUUUGGGGCAGUGCUUGCUCGCCGCUCACCCAGGAGAUCUUCCAAUUGCAAACCGGGAUCCCGUAUUGGAUCGCAAUAGCUCUGGGACCAACGUAAUCAGAUAUGACGCAGCUGAAACAAGCGUCAUCCUAGUAAGAUCUAACAGAGAAAAAGCUCCUGUUACUGGCUCUGCCAGCCCAUCGUCUCGGCCCCAAGACACCACAAACCAGCCCUUGCAACAGCGACAGCCUGGAGCCAAACCCAGGGGACGGCCCAGGAAAUUUCUACGUGGGACUGAAAAGUUCUGGCAAGGACAAUUUGCCAUGGUCAAAGCACAGAAAACCCCAGACAACCACGAAAACCUAGACAGCCGAGCUGGAAUGAUGUCCGACCCUGCUGGACUUGCUCUCUUCGCUAAGCGACCUCCACAGUUUGAUGCAGUUCUCGUACGAGCGCUACAAGGCGGUUUACCCGUACCGGCGAUGCCCAAGGAUAUCGCACAGGAAUGGGUGGAUAAGACGUUGCAGGUUCUCGAUCGAACCGCUGCAGGUGUCUACGUUACGCCAAAAGGGGUGCGAUUUCGAGGAACGAAAAAGUACAGAGGAGCCAGUAGACUUUUGGUUGUCCGCAGUUCGCGCCUUGGAGAGCUUGAUCUCUCAAAGAAGAAAGACAUUCCAGCCGUCCGCUUCUUGAUCUCCAGCGCUGCUCAUACAUUUGUCGAUCUCCAAAAUGGGGUUGUGGGUGGAAGUCUUGAUGACAGCGAUGAUAAUACCCUAAGAUCGUCUCCAAGUCUUGUUCGAGGAAAGAAUCCUGCCAGGGGACUCGAGCCUGGUUCAAAUGGAAUCCAAGAUCGACUGCACGAGCCACUCCCUCACACGUUGGCUCCUGGAAGUAUUACAACGCCAUUAGGACAGAAAGCAGACGAGGGUGCUGCAUCUUCCAAAAAUAGUCUGCAGAAUAGGCCAAGCCGAAAGCCAAGAACGGUAACUUUCAACGAGGCGUUGCUGCAUAAAGAUACUCCCCUAUCCCACAACAGAGCAGGUCCAGAAAAUAUGGUAUGGCAGGCGUCUCCCACACCGCCUUCUGGCUUGCCACCUCCGCUCACGACAAGGUCUUUGCUGCGCAGAAGACAAAGCGAUAGCCAACAAACUGCCAGUGAAAUCUCUGAAGCGUCAGCUGCAGGUGCCGUUGAUAAGAGUGACGACCAAGUUGGCGCGCUUCUUGACAGCAUUAACCCCCCAGGUCUCCCAUCAGCCUCAACGCAAGUAGACCAGGUCUUGAAUCUUGAAGAUACUGAGAAAAUUGAAGUUCGUUCAGAGAAGCCAGCCACCUUUAUGAUUUCUUUGAAUGGCAGUAGCCUGAAUGGUAUUACCAACAUACAAGCUACCAGACACAGUGUUCUUGCCGCCCAUGGACCAAUUCCGAACCGCCUCGAAUCGGGGUCGCAGUCAUUGCGACCAUCUGUAGAGUUCCAUGCGCCCCCCCUGGGGAUCAUAGCUAACCACGAGAAGUACGAUGCCUCAGCAACGCGUCGCAAAGAUGCUGACACGCCGGUUAUCGAAGAACGCGAUUCAGAGGCCUUCAGAUUGGUUCAAGAGCUUCUUGCGGAAGGGGACGACCAAAUUGACCCGCCUAAUCAGGACACUCUGAAUGGAGAAAACCAAAGCGGCGUUUCUGCUGAUGCUUCUUCUCAAAUUGGUGGACAGAUUACGCUGCCUGAGAUGAGGAUAUCAGACCCGGACUCAGACCAUGGUCCUCCUCAAAAACGUAGGAAGCAGGAAGGGGUAGGAGCUGGCUCUAUUGCCGUUCUAAGACGUAAGAUCAUGAUUGAUCUCAUGGAAGCUUGCAGCGGCGCGCUACCAUAUUACCAGAGCCCUUUGUGCAGUGCAUUCACGACCGCGUGGCAAAAGGCAGGCCAAUCUGGCAAACCUGAUCUGCGAACAAUAAAAGCUGUUGUGAAGUCUUUGUGCCAGAACGGAAGCGCGAAACAGAUCAAGUUCAGCCAUCGCAAUAAAAAGGGCGCUGUGGUCACAAAAACCAUUCUUGCCAAAGCAGACAUGGCUAUCUCCCACCCAAACAUUCUUGAGACUCAAAGGAGGAUGAUUGAGGCAGAUCCUCACCCCUAUCUUCCUGACGCGCUCAGAGAUGACCUUGACCUCAAUCGAGAGAUGCACAGGGAACCAUCCGCGGUCUGGCCAGCUGUUUACGAUGAACAGACCGUUGAACCAUCCGAGACUCCAGCAAAGGUCUUAAGACUGCAGCUUCGAGAGACACUUUCUCUUGCUCGCAAGAGACAACGCAAUAAAGAUCCAGAAGUACAGGAUGCCAACGAGGGGCAUGAUCCACAGGGCAGAGAUAUCGUCCCUCGGACAAGACUUGUCGGUAUCCGGCGGAAGUACACCACAGCUUCAGCACCUUACAAAAGACCUAAGCUAUCUGUAUCUCACAAUACUCGAUCUCCUCAGCGGCCCUUACCAGAUCAGCUCUCACACACUCCAAAUCCAUUACAAUUCCGGACAGAAAACCCGGAGAAGCCGUUGACUUUUGACGCCUUCGCUUUACCAGCACCUCGUCCGUUUAAGUCGCGAACAAAUGCCCUAUCUCACAGCAGUGAAGAUGCCAAUUUUGCAUCUCAAGCCAGCUCCAUUGCCACCACGCCGCAGUCAGAAUCAACUCAGCUUACUAACAUCAUUUGGAAAGAAAUUGGUGUUCAACCAGUACUUCCUUCCUCUGUGCAAGAAAUACUCUUGGAUGAUCGAAGGAGAAAGAAACCGAAUUACACAAAAGAGAAAGAUCCCAAUUAUCGCGAAUUUGAAUGGAAUAUCGACGGGGUCACUCUGUGGGAGCAGAGGUCGUUGAAGCUGUUUGACUCUAAAUCAACCGAUUGGGUCUUCAUCAACCAUUUUGUGGGAAACAGCUUCCAGUCUGCCUCGGGUUCCAGUUCAAGUCUGGUAUUUACUGGUCUUAUUUGGUAUGAUACCCAAGGCCGCGAACAUACCGAAACUCGCUUUCAUGUCCACGAUCAAGAUGUUUCCAGUCUUCCACCAGAAAACAGAAGUGCUGUCUCACCACGCUGGGCUCAGAAUCUCACCCAAGCACAACUUGAAUUACCUACACCACGGCCUCUGCGCAAAAGGAAAAGAGACCCUGCUGAGGUGGUAGAAGCUGCAAAGAGGCGUCGGCGAAAACCAACAACUGUGACCCAGCCUCAGACGAUAACCGAUUCGGCAGGUAACGUGAUUGAUGUCUCACAUUUGAUAGGGGCAAAGUACAAACGUCCACGAGGCACCCAACACCUACGCACGAUGCCAAAGCACUUUGUCUAUAAGCUCACCGUAACUAUAGUAGUUGUGCGAGCUCUAGCAGGCGGCCUAGAAAAGCACGUCGACUGGCCACUUGUGAUGUGUGUUUUUCCUGAUGAAGAAGAGCAAUUUCUUAAAGAUCGCUGGAAAACGCUUUCGAAUAAACAUCGUCGUGAUGUUGAUCAACUUAUUGAAAAUUUCCAGGACAAAUUUCCCGAAGCAUAUGCCAAGGGCGAAGUGCCUCAGAUCAAUUUAGAUGAGCCUGAAAGCAUUGAUUGGAAGACCGUGGUAGAAUGGGCGCUCAACAGCCUUGACAAGCCUGUGAUGCAUGAAAUUCCGGACUUACCUGCCACCAUGUCAGAACUCAACGAAACCGUCAACAUGAAGAUUGAAGCUUCCCAUCGACCUUAUCGCGAUCUACUCGCCUACAACACAGCUGUCACAGUCCCGACCAAAGAAGUUGCGAUCUCCGCCAUUCCCUUCGCGGUGCCUCUUCCACUUUCUCCACCGAAGAGCCCGGGCAAGCCCCCCCAUCUCUUUGACCCGACGGAUGACACUAGUGACUAUGCGUCGAAGCUGGCUAAAUCUUGGGCUCUAUCCACUGUUGCAACUCCGUUGGAAACAUUUGAUCCUGCAAAAGCACACGACAAACUCCACUCACUGGCUCCUACCGUCAAGGAAUCAGAAAAGCUCGUCGACUCUGCCCUAAAAUCACUUGCGGCAAGCAGAGCCGUUGUUAAAAAACGGGACAAGAGUGUAGACCCCAAAGGUCGAAGUUUUGACCUUAGCCGCGUCUUCAACGACAUAUUGGAUCAACGCCGGACAAUCACUGCGACAAUGUUAAAGCAAGCUCUGCGUUACAAGACCACUGUGCUUGACCCAGCAUUCCGUAAGGUUCAAAGGGUGAAGUUUCACCCCGUGUUCAUCGAGGACGGGGAUAUGAUAGCCAUCCUCAAUCUUACCGCCAAUGGCCGUAUCAAAAUCACGAUUGGAGAUGACGUACCACGAAAUAGAUGGGGAGUCGAUCCCACGUUGAGGUAUCAGACGAGGAAAAUCAAAAAGGAGAAUCUAUAUUUUACCGUGAUGAUGGAACAUAUCCCCGAGAAAUAUGUCUUUGGCAACCCCCUCCUUGAGCGGGAUGCCGGUAUCCCGGAUCUUGGCACUGGUGCGAGAGACAUGAUCCCCAUUUGGCGCGAUAUACAUGGAAAUUUUCAACACCAAUACUGGGACCUCGCUAUCGCGGCUGUGCUGGGUAUAGUUGCAACUCGGUCUGGAGCGAGUGUCAGGGAAGUGGCGAAGACGAUGAAUCCGUCGCUGGCCAUGUGGGAGGUGGAGUGUCUGCUCGAGUGGUGCUGGAGGGUAGGGGCGGUGAAGAAGACUGGGGAAGAGGAAGGGGGCUGGACUGGCGGUUGGGAGGUUCGAGAAUGGUGGUGGUUGGUGUUGGGAUGCGGUAGAGUGGAGAACUCUCCAGAGCAAGUGCCGGGUUCAAGUAAGAUGUGA